AUGAGCUUCUUCAGUUCGCUACAGCAGUACGUGACGAGUGGCGUCGCCGGGCUUGGGCUAAAUCCGCGGAGGUUUUCCCUCUCGCGGCAGGAAUCCGCCGAGGGCUCCUCGGGCCCAUCCGGUGGCCAUUCGUCUUCCUCGUGCUCGGUCACCUCACCGUACGGCAGUGGCGGUGGUGUGUCAGGUGGUAUGGGCAGCAUGGGGCACAGCCCAGGGCCAAGCCCCGGAGGUCCCGGAAGCAGUGGCCAAUCCGGAAUGUGUGGUCUCGGUUCGAGCGGUUCGGCGGCGUGUGGCACCGGUGGAGUGGGACCCGCGGGACAGGGUGCGUCCGGUUCAGGAGCCAGUGGCAUCGGAGGAGCGUCCAACGCGGCUGGAGCAUCUCUCGGCUACGGAAAGGUGGCGACACCGUCGACGCUAGCUGCACCCGGCACACCACCAAUUCGCCGGCAGUCCUCGGGCCGAGGAUUGGACGCACUCGUGCCACCACCACGCCAGGGUUCGUUCCGCGGUCGCAGCUCACCGAUCAACCCGAACCCACCGGACAAACCGUCGUUUUCCGUGUGGAAGCGGCGCCCAUCCUGGCCCGAGGUGGAAAUUAAGUCCUCUUCCGGCGUGCAGGAGAACGAUGGUUCCUACUUCGAAAGCUUCACUGCCCUGUCGUGGAAGAACGAGAACAGGCGCAUGUCGGCGGUUCGGGCGGUGGAAACGCGGGCCGAGAUCCUGCCCGAAAAUGACACCGAUCGCCUGCUGGAGGACGACAUCGAGCGGUCCGAGCAGAAGGAGCACCUCUAUCUGGACGUGCUGUACGCGAUUGCCAACACCGUCGGAGCGCCGGCACCUGGCGGACAGUUUGCGCACUACAAAGAAGAGAUGUACCUUCAGGCGCAGCGCGUGUUCAGCGUGUCUGCCGACCGGCACUACCGGCUGCUGCACGCCGCCACCGAAGAGAAGCCCAAAAUCAUCGUGCUCACCGUAAUCGUGCAGGAAGCGGAAGGACUCGAGGCGAAGGACGCCAACGGUUUCAGUGACCCAUAUUGUAUGCUGGGAAUACAACCGUCCGGAACACCGCCUCCACCAUCACCCCAGCCACCGAUGACUCCGCGGACACUCUCCGACACCGGUAUGGACAGCCUGGACUCGCCCGAGCACGGAAAAUUGCGCAAACAUCACAGCUUCCGGUUGAGUUUCAAGCGCAAGGAAGGUCGCCAACAGCGAGACUCGGUCGGUCCGGUUCCAGCCAAAUUCAUUCGAGCCACCUCGGUCAAACCGCACACCCUGUGUCCGAAAUGGAACGAAAAAUUCAAAUUUGACAUCGAUGACAUACACUCGGAUCAGCUGCACCUGGACAUUUGGGACCACGACGACGAGAGCAGUGUGCUAGAUGCUGUAUCGCGACUGAACGAAGUGAGAGGCGUUAGGGGUUUAGGUAGAUUUUUCAAACAGGUAUGCCAAUCGGCACGGCAAGGCUCCCAGGACGACUUCCUCGGUUGUAUCAAUAUUCCAGUCUGUGAUAUUCCUUCAACUGGCAUGGAGGGUUGGUUCAAGCUGGAGGCGCGCAGCUCGCGAAGCUCCGUGCAAGGCCGCAUCCGUCUGAAGCUGUGGCUGUCGACACGUGAGGAUCGCGGCACGUCCGAGGAGGACAACACGCUGGAGGUAAAAAAGUUCGAACGGCUGCAGACAAUCUUCAUGAUGCACGAGCUGAACGUGUACGAGCCGGCGUGGAAGUGGAACGGCGAACUAGCCGGACCGUCGCUGACCAUUCUGCACCAGAUGGCUGUGCAAAGUGAUCUCUCGGAUCUACAGAUUUCCUUAGCGAAACUGGUAGCGAUCAUCCGAAUCAACCGCAAAAAGCCACUCGACACGAAGUUUAUCCACCGGCAGCUGAUCGAGGUGGACAAGCUGUGGAUCAACAACUACAACAACGAACCGCUGACGCGGGAGCUCGAACAAUGGCUGGCGGAUUCGCUGAACGGGUUCGUCGAGCGAUCGCUCUGCCAGAUGCGCCGACAUCGGGAGAUCUUUCCGGCACUGCAUCCCCCAUCGCUGGUUCGAUUGGAGUAUCUGCUGCGGUGUCUCGGUUUGCUCGGUUCGAUGCGAGCCUUCCGGCAGGUUAGCCCUUUUAGCAAAGGUGUACGGGGUGAGAUCGUGGGAGCGUUGCGUAAGGGCUCGAUCACUUGGUCCCAGGCGCAGCUGCGCGAGUCUCAGCGAUCACCGAACCCGCUCGUGCAUUAUACGACGAUUUUGAUCGCGGAUUUGCAGCUCGGCAUCACGUACUAUCAUGGGCUGUUCGAUACGACCAACGGCAUUCAGUAUUUUAGCAUCGUGUAUAAGCAGUUUGAUUCUUUGCUCGGUGAGGAAGUGACCAACCGGAUCGAGUGCGGCCAGCUGCCAGGGACGAUAGUGAAUCAUUGGACGAUUCUCGAUCACGAUCGCGAACCCGAUACGGCUCCUUUUGAGAUCUAUUUCGCGCUGCAGGAGUUCCACAACAUGAAGUCACAUCUCUCGGCUACGCCACAACCACCGGAAAAACCGCUCGGGUUGCAGAAUUUCCACGAAUGGUUCGAACCCGCCGUGCAGCGCUGGAUAUCGGUCAGCAAAACCAAAGCCAUCCAACGUAUCAAGGCGGCCGUUAGUGUCGAUCAGGUGUGCGAAGGUGAACGUAUCGUGCGGCAUAGCACUUCGUCCAUCGAUACGGCGUCGUGUUUCUACCAGAUCCGUGAGUUUUGGAAGAACCUAGCCUGGCCGGAUCACGCUUCCGCUGCGCAUUAUGAGACGCUCAUCAUCGAUCUGGUUUGUACGACCUCGAACGUGUACUCGGACCUGAUCCAUCAGGGUCUGGCGGAUGCUGGCAGUGGGUAUUACGAGAAGCAGACCCAACAGCAGCCCCGUACGACCGACGAGCUGUGUGUGAUCGUCAACAACCUCGAGUACGUGCGUCGUGGACUGGCGGAGUUCCAUCCCGAGACGCACCAAUUGCCGGAAAAUGCAGAAACCCUACUCGACAACACGAUCGCACAGCUUGAGGCGAAAGCGGACCGUGUCCUGACGAAGCUAACCGCAUCCAUGCAGGGUCCGCUGCAGAAGUCCGUGUUUCAUCUCGCUUGGUCACCGGAUUCGUUGCCCGCAAAUCAAGCCGUCAUGCCCCUGCUCGAGUAUCUCGAUUCGCACCUGGCCACGCUGAAUGUGACGCUGUUGUCGCAAAACUUCUACCGCGCCAUGACACUCAUUUGGAACAGCGUGCUGACGGAGUUUGCAAAGCAGAUGGAUGCAGGCGGCGAGGGUGAAAAACCGACCAACUUCCACGAUCGCAUGUACGGCGCACUGCAGCUGUUGGGCGAGUUCUUUAACGCCGAAGGACUUGGGUUGCCACCGGAAAUACUGCACAGUGACACCUUCUGGCGGGUGGAGCAACGGUUGCAGUACCACAAAACCGACACCGAUCACCUGAUCGAUCUGUUCUACAUGCAGCGGCUGCAGGAGCAGCUUAACACGAUCGGGCAGACCUCGCUGGGAUCGCUGUCGGUGAAGGCGUACCUUAACCAUGACUCGUUGUGCGUUGAAAUUCUGCACGCCAAGGAUGUGAUCCCGUUGGAUCCGAAUGGUUUCAGUGAUCCUUUCGUGAUCAUCGAGCUGCUACCCAGACGCGUGUUUUCGCAUUGCUCCGAGCAGCAGACGAACGUGCACAAGAAAACGCUCAACCCAGUCUUCGACGAAUGUUUCGAGUUUUCCGUCUCCCAAGAACAGUGCCAGGCGGAAGCGGCCAUGAUUGUGUUCACCGUGAUGGAUCACGACGUGCUGACGGCGAACGACUUCGCUGGCGAGGCGUUCCUGGCACUGAACAACAUCCCGGGGGUGGCCACCAAUUUUAACAUCGAUAAUUUCAAUGGAUUGGCUCAGAUCGAUUUGCCACUGCUUGAAAUGAAAGACAAAAAUCAUCCGAUUCUGCAAAUUCUUGAAGGACGAGUCAAUGAUAAGAAUUCGAUGGACUUUUUACGCAAGCAAAAGGCUCGUGUUGUUGGUUAAGGUAUCCGGUAGCUCAAACCCC
Anopheles nili is the source of this 4045-nucleotide messenger RNA. RefSeq names its product BAI1-associated protein 3 (gene unc-13-4A). The record is from RefSeq and is a predicted model, not a curated record. The coding region runs from base 1 to 4023 and encodes 1340 amino acids. NCBI's taxonomy places the organism in Eukaryota, Metazoa, Arthropoda, Insecta, Diptera, Culicidae. The transcript is spliced from 11 exons.